UGUGUGUGUGUGUGUAAAUGAGAUCCAUGAUCCUAUGUGGAUCUUACCUAAAUUAUUUAAUAUUGUUGCACAGUGAACACUAUACAAAUAAACAUGCAGCUCAGUUAACAAUAAAAGAAAGUUUUCCUUUAAUUUAUUAUUUAACGUCUUUCCACCCCAAAUACAUCUGAAGUAACCUGAGUUUAUUAACUUUCAGUGCCUCAUAAUUAAACAUCAGUUGCUUGCUUUAAGGAUAAAUCUGUUUUGUUUUUGAUUUGUUUUUUUUGGGGGGGGGGGUUAUGAUAAUCUUCUCAGUUUCCAAGUUCUCAAAGACAUUUACAAAGUAAAGCCCAUUAGUGUUACAGGAGAUAGAAUACAUGACAGUUUAAUCUGUUUUUAAAGGAACAGGUCUAUAAAUUUGCAAAGACUGAAAAGCAGGAAAUAUUCUGGAGAUUAAAAGGUGACACUUUCUUCAACACAUCCAUCCUCUUCUACUUAUCUGAUUCAGGGUUACCUAUCUCAGACAGAGUGAGAGGCAGGGAAUACUUUGAACAGGUCAGUAGUUUAUCACAAGAUUCACAUGUAGAGAAAGACAACCAUUCACACCUACAGCCACCGAAUAACCCAACCCAGGCAUGUCUUUGUGACAAAGACAUUGUAUCCAAAAAGUUGCUACAAAAACACAGGGGGAAAAAACACCCUGCAGAGUCUGGAUUCAACCCAGGACCUUCUUGAUGUGAGGCAACAGUGAUGACCACCAUACCACUGUCCCACAGGUUCUUGUAAGACUUCUAUUUAAAACAACUGAUGAAACCUUUAGGGAGUGCAGAAAAAAAACACGGCAUUAACAAUAUUUGAAACCGUCUCAUAUCUAAACACACAGGAGAAAACACAGAUAACAGAUUCUUUAUAUUUACUUUGCUGAACAGCACUGUCGCAACUGUCUCAACAUCUUCAGCACAGUUGCAGUUUUGCAGACAACAACAUGUAAAAUUUGUCUUUUAGGAAGAAUGUGGGGAUAGAGCUGUGUAGUGUCACAAAAGGAGGUGUCCCCAUUACGUUUAUUACAUCACCUGACAUAUAAACAUGAGCACAAAAGUCAACCACUGAAACUAAUUUUUCUGUUCAGCACUGUAAAUAAAUAGGUUUGAUUUGUUAUCUUAAUAAAAAGCUUUUUUUUGUAAAUUCAAGGAUGACAACAAUAAUUAUGUUUUAGCAUUAAAUAAGCACACUGAUGAAUUUACUAUUAGACAAACAUAAAAGUGAUUUUGCUAAUCAUCAGUAUUGUUAAUUUAGUGUAACUGUGGCAUAAACCUUACAUUUAGGUGGUGUUCUAACAUAUUUGUUAAGCAUUGUAUGUCCUGCUCUUGGUGUCAGUUUGCAUUAAUUUGAUGGGAAAUGCCCUCUAAACGUGAGAAAAUGCAGUAAAUUAUUUUAUGAUUUCAUCUCGUGAGGGUAAAAGUUUGUUUGGAGAGGAUAAAUUCUUCAGGGAGCUUACUUAAACCCCCACCAGGUGACAAACAACCUCCUACACAUCCUGUAGCCUAAUCCUCUUACAGAACUGGAAAAAUAACCCAUGGAAAAAUCGUGAACUCUGCUUAAAGGGGCUAUGGAUAGACAAAAGUCUCCUUCAGAGAAAUAACAUGAAGAAUGGUAAGUCGAGCCGUUAAGAUGGCCCAGUUAAGAAACACGCAAUCUCCUCAGUGUGACAGCAUUAAUCAUCACUGACGUUCUGAUGAUUAACCAGCCAGAAAAUCAUUUUGUUGGUGUUGGGAACUCAGCAAAUCCAAAUCGGUUGGUCUGAUGGAGGCAUGACGCUUAUCCCGCCUGUAAAUAUGUUUAUGGUUCAGUUUACUCACGGGGAGUAAAGGGUUUAUCCAUACAGCUCACUUCAGGAUUACAAACGGUAUAAAUACUGGAAGCGCUCCACUCUCCGUUCAGUCUGCGCCAGCUCUCACGGUACCGUUACGCACGGAUCACGGACACCCAGACAAUUCAUCUCGUUGUUAAAAAAGAGACUGACACGAAGUCAGACUAGAAAUUGUCAGCGCAGCACUCUUAGCUUUCCUGUGAAACUUUCUGGGAAUAAUCAAGACUAUGUCUGUGGUGAGCGCAGUGCCUUUCCUGAAGCCUCUCCACAUGCGCUCUCCGGUGCCUCAGGGCCGCCGCCACACGCUGCCGGCCAGCGAGUUCCGCUCCCUCAGCCCGGAAGAUGCCAUCAGUGUGUUCGAGAUUGAAAGAGAAGCUUUCAUCUCUGUCUCCGGUGAGUGUCCUCUCCACCUGGACGAGGUGCGUCACUUCCUCACUCUGUGUCCUGAGCUGUCUCUUGGCUGGUUCGAGGAGGGACGGCUGGUGGCUUUUAUCAUCGGCUCACUGUGGGACCAGGAGAGGCUUACCACGGACGCCCUUACGCUCCACAAGCCUCACGGGACCACCGUUCACAUCCACGUCCUGGCCGUCCACCGGACCUUCCGCCAGCAGGGAAAAGGCUCCAUCCUGAUGUGGCGUUACCUGCAGUACCUCCGCUGCCUGCCCUACGUCCGCCGCGCCGUGCUCAUGUGUGAGGACUUUCUGGUCCCCUUCUACCAGAAGUCAGGCUUUAAAGUGCUGGGCCCCAGCAACAUAACAGUGGGGCCCCUUAACUUCACAGAGAUGUUCUACCCCGUGAGGGGCCACGCCUUCAUGCGGCGCAACAGUGGCUGCUGAAGAGACACAGACUCGAUGUGGAUUCUCUAUAGCUGU
Messenger RNA from Oreochromis niloticus (Nile tilapia), 2721 nucleotides. It is a transcript of the gene aanat1, whose product is annotated as arylalkylamine N-acetyltransferase 1. The coding region runs from base 2077 to 2685 and encodes 202 amino acids. Lineage: Eukaryota; Metazoa; Chordata; Actinopteri; Cichliformes; Cichlidae. The record is from RefSeq and is a predicted model, not a curated record. Gene Ontology annotation, cellular component: cytoplasm. The transcript is spliced from 3 exons. Gene Ontology annotation, molecular function: aralkylamine N-acetyltransferase activity. Gene Ontology annotation, biological process: response to light stimulus; circadian rhythm.